Molecule: messenger RNA, 1206 nt
Organism: Podospora anserina S mat+
Lineage: Eukaryota; Fungi; Ascomycota; Sordariomycetes; Sordariales; Podosporaceae
Exons: 3
Coding region: 1-1206 (401 amino acids)
Molecular function (GO): 5-methyltetrahydropteroyltriglutamate-homocysteine S-methyltransferase activity; zinc ion binding
Source: RefSeq, a predicted model, not a curated record
AUGGCGCCUUUCCGUGCAGAACAUAUGGGCUCGCUCCUGCGGCCUCAGGAGCUCCUCGACGUGCGAGAGGCCAUCCGCGAGAAGGGGCUCAGUGAGGAGCAGGCUGGCCUUCCUACCGUCGAGGAGAAGGCGGUCGGGCAUGUGGUCAAGCUUCAGCAAGACCUUGGCUUCAAGGCUGUCACGAGUGGUGAAUACAACCGCACUAGGUUUUGGGGUCUCAUGUGGGACGAGUUUGAGGGCACUAUCCGUCUCCAGGACGCCGAGGCAUCCAUGUUCCGUCUCUAUCACCCAGACGUCGUCAGCUUGAUCGAGCAAGACCGCAAGGUCAUGCCGGGAGACUCGGUCAUUGCCGGCUCAAAGCUGUCUUACAACCCAGCAAAGUCGGUCUCUAACCUCCAUGAGCUCCGCCUGGUCCAAAAGUUUGUGCCCGAGAGCGAGUGGGGCGACAUCAAGCUCACAAUGAUCACUCCUGCCUGGUUCCACAUGAGAUAUAAGCAAGGCCGAGCCUACACCAAGGAGGCGUACGCUAACGAUGCCGAGUACUUUGAUGACGUUGCAAAGGUGUACCAGGCCGAGCUUGAUGUUCUGUACAAGGCUGGCCUCAGAAAUGUCCAGUUUGACGACCCUGGCCUUGCUUACUUUUGCUCCGACAAGUUCCGUCAAGGAUGGGAGGAGGACAAGGACAACAUUGGCACGGUGGAUGAUCUUUUGGACGCUUACAUCAAGCUCUACAACGACUCCAUCAGCAAGCUCCCCGCUGACUUUCACACCGGUGUGCAUCUCUGCCGAGGCAACUUUAUCGGCGGCCGCCACUUUGCCGAGGGCGCUUAUGAUAUCAUUGCCCAGAAGUUGUUCACCGAUCUCAAGGUCAACACUUUCUACCUCGAGUACGACACCGAACGUGCUGGCGGUUUUGAGCCUCUGAAGUACCUCCCCAAGGAUCGACAUGUGGUCAUUGGUGCCAUCAGCACCAAGCUGCGUGAUCUGGAAGAUAAGGAGGAAAUCAAACAGCGCAUCUACAAGGCCGCCGACUUCGUGGCUGAAGGCAGUAGACAGACACGUGAGGAGGCUCUUAAGCGCAUUGCCCUGAGCCCUCAGUGCGGCUUCAGUACCCAUGAGACAGGCUACCCCCUCAGCGAGGAGGACGAGAAGAAGAAGUUGGCACUUGUUCGCCAGAUUGCUGAUGAGGUUUGGGGAGAAGCGUAA